UUUUUUUUUUUCCUCUCUUCAGGACCCUCCCUUCCUCUUUCCCUAGUCCUUCACCAUAACACUACUUCUUUUCCUUUAUACCCUCUUGAAUCAUUUCCUUGUAGAAUAAAUAGCACAGCAGCAAGCUCUACCAGGUUUCAUUACCACUUCUUGUCAUUUACACUUUUUAGCCAUGACCUCCAUCUAUAACUUCAAGAAGAUCACACCUGUGCCCACAGGGACUGAUUUCUUGGACAUUGUCCUGUCCAAGACUCAGCGCAAGACACCCACGGUUAUCCAUGCCAACUUUGCUAUCAGCCGUAUCCGUAACUUUUAUAUGCGCAAGGUUAAGUUCACUCAGGAAAACUUUGAUGAACGAUUGAAGGGCAUUCUUGAUGAAUUCCCCAAGCUGGAUGACAUUCAUCCUUUUUACUCCGACUUGAUGAACGUCCUUUACGACAAGGACCAUUACAAGCUUGCAUUGGGUCAGAUGAACACUGCUCGCCAUUUAAUUGACCAGGUCGGCAAAGAUUAUGUGCGUUUGCUCAAGUUUGGUGACUCGCUCUACCGUUGCAAGCAACUUAAAAAGGCUGCUAUGGGAAGGAUGGCGACCAUCAUGCGUCGUCAAAAGGAUUCGCUUGCAUAUUUGGAACAGGUCCGUCAACAUUUGGCCCGUCUUCCCUCGAUCGACCCUAACACCCGUACAUUACUUGUUUGUGGUUAUCCCAACGUUGGAAAAUCGUCCUUCAUGAACAAGAUUACUCGUGCAGACGUGGAUGUUCAGCCUUAUGCCUUCACUACCAAGUCGCUCUUUGUCGGUCACAUGGACUACAAAUACUUGCGUUGGCAGGUCAUCGAUACCCCCGGUAUCUUGGACCAUCCCCUUGAGAACCGUAACACUAUUGAGAUGCAGUCCAUCACCGCCCUUGCCCAUCUGCGUUGUGCCGUCCUCUAUUUUAUCGAUCUCUCGGAGCGCUGUGGUUACAGUAUCAAGGAGCAGGUUUCUCUUUUCCAUAGUAUUAAGCCAUUGUUCGCCAAUAAGCCCGUAUUGCUCAUCGUCAAUAAGAUUGAUGCCAUGAAGAUAGAGGAUAUUAGCGCAGAGGAUCGUGCAUUGCUGGAUCAGAUUGUUGACAAUGACAAGGUCGAGAUGUUAGGCAUGUCGUGCUAUACUGAAGAGGGUGUGAUGAAUGUCAAGCAGACUGCUUGCGACCGUCUCUUGCAGCACCGUGUGGAUGCCAAGAUGAAGGGCCACAAGAUCAACGAUAUCCUCAAUAAGAUUCAUCUCACCAAGCCUGUGGCCCGUGACGACAACCCUCGUCUGCCCUUUAUUCCCGAAUCCGCCCAGAACAAGCCCAAGUAUGAUCCCAAGGAUCCCAAUCGUGCCACGCUUGAACGUGAUCUCGAAGCACAGAAUGGAGGCGCUGGUGUUUUCAAUGUUGAUCUUAAGAAGAACUAUCUAUUGGAAAACCCAGACUGGAAGUAUGAUGUCAUUCCUGAGAUCUGGCAAGGCAAGAAUGUGGCCGAUUUCAUCGAUUCAGAUAUUCAAGAACAGCUUGAUGAAUUGGAGCGCGAAGAAGAGAGGCUUCAAGCAGAAGGGUACUAUGAAUCGGAGGAAGAGGAACAGAAUUCAGAGGAUGAAGCUUUGGAGGCGACUGCAAAUGCCAUCACAGAACACAACCGUCUCACACAUAUCCAAGCACGUCUUAAGACUACAAAGAACAGACCCAUGUUGCCUAAGACGGCAAUUAAACGUACAGUGUCAGAAAUGUCUGACCAUUUGGAAAAUAUGGGAUUGGAUGCAACAGAGGCUCGUGCACGCAGUCGUGCUGUCAAGCGGGCUAGAUCCUCCAGCCGUGGUGAGAGUAUUGCCCGUAGUGCUUCGAUGGCCAGACCUGAGACGAGCAUGGUUCGUGACAGAACCAUGUCGGGAGUCCGCAAUGUCAAACAGAAGAUGGAAUCUGAAAAAGUUCGCAAGUUGGCUCAACGCACACCCAAUUUGUUUGCUAAGCGUGGUGAGUCUGACAGAGCUGUUCAAACCAAGAUGCCCAAGCAUUUGUUCUCAAACAAGCGUGGCAAUGGCAAGACCGACUGGCGGUAAAAGAGGACAAAAGCAGCAGGCUUCGUCUUUUUUUUACUAUUUGUGCAUCAUCAUUUUGCAUUGUUUCUCCCAUACUGUUAGAUUUGUUCACUUUGUUCUCAGCACUUUUGAUUUGCCCCACUACAACUAUUUUAUCUUUCUAUAAGUUACUUUAUGCAGCAUGUCCUAUUCUAUCAUUGUUAAAAGAAAAAAAAACCCAUUCCAAGCAUUAAAAUUAAGCUUUCACUCAUGUAAAUAC
Messenger RNA from Lobosporangium transversale, 2315 nucleotides. RefSeq names its product P-loop containing nucleoside triphosphate hydrolase protein. Gene Ontology annotation, biological process: ribosomal large subunit biogenesis. Bases 173 to 2077 code for a protein of 634 amino acids. Lineage: Eukaryota; Fungi; Mortierellomycota; Mortierellomycetes; Mortierellales; Mortierellaceae. The transcript is spliced from 4 exons. Gene Ontology annotation, molecular function: RNA binding; GTPase activity; GTP binding. The record is from RefSeq and is a predicted model, not a curated record. Gene Ontology annotation, cellular component: nucleolus.